Messenger RNA from Cutaneotrichosporon cavernicola, 1605 nucleotides. RefSeq lists its product as uncharacterized. The record is from RefSeq and is a predicted model, not a curated record. The coding region runs from base 1 to 1605 and encodes 534 amino acids. The transcript has 4 exons. Gene Ontology annotation, cellular component: membrane. Lineage: Eukaryota; Fungi; Basidiomycota; Tremellomycetes; Trichosporonales; Trichosporonaceae.
AUGUCCUACUUUCCACACACUGCCGGCACUUCCAGUACCGCCGACACGCGCGACACAUAUGAAGAUGAAGCGCGCGACAAAUUCGCCGAAGACGACACGGACGUCAUCUUCGGCGUCCCCCCAAGUCGGGCAAACUCACCUGGCUCACCCCUCUCGGCCCGCUCUGCCCCGCUUUCUCCAAGCUACUCGCGUCCAGGCGUGACACGCACAAUCACUCAGGGGACGGUGGCAUCCCGCAUCUCACGGGUCGUCAUGAACCCCGAACGAGAAUGUGCCGAGGGCCGACACGAGGAGAAGAUGGAGCCUCCGGCUUACAUCAAGAAGUAUGCGUACCACUUCUUCUCGCCGGAGAUUAAGCCGUUCCGAGCACUCGUGCUCAAGGUGCUCGUGGGGGUGAUUGUGAUUACUACGUUCAUCAUGUGGGCUGCGGCGCCAUUUUACUGGGGAUCGCUGUGGAAGGCCAACCAUUACACGGACAGGCUCGCGAUUCGAGUAGUCGACCGCGAUGGCGGCGAGAUCGGCUCGGCUGUUACCGCGUUCCUACUCUCCCAGCGAAAGAAGUUUGGACUGGGCUACUUUGUCACCUCGCCUUCGGAAUUCCCAACCGACGCAGAGCUGUCCCACAACAUCGUGCAGGAAGGCGCAUGGGGCGCAGUGGUCAUCAAUGCCGGCGCAACGGCAAACCUAGCUAGCGCACGGGCAGGGGGUAACACGUCAUACGACGGCCGCGACGCGAUCCAGUUCAUAUACGCACAGGCGCGAAACGAACUCGCGAGCGGAAGUUACAUGCUCCCAAUGGUUACGGCUCACCUCAACGCUAUCACCGACACCGUUGGAGUACAGAGCGUCGCCUCGUUCCUCCAAUCCGCUGAUGAGGCUGUACUGCGCGCGGCCCCUCCUUCGACCCUCUCCUCCCCAGUCGGAUGGAACAUCGUCAAUCUCCGACCGUACAACCAGCCGGUCGCGCAGGCUAUCACCCUCGUUGGACUGAUUUACAUGCUCAUCUUCUCGUUCAUCUGUACAAUGGCGAAUAAUGGGGCGCGCGAAAUCAUCUCUCCUUACCUCUCAAACAAGGCGUAUAUCACAUACCGCAUCGUCGCCCCUCUGCUACUCUAUCUCCCACUCUCGCUAUUCUUCGCAAUGGUAUCACUGCCAUUCAAAGUAUCGUUCGACGCUCACUUUACCUACGCCGGCGGCUUCUUCCUCUUCUGGAUGGUCAUGUUCCUCGGCAUGGCCAGUGUUGGUCUAGCCACAGAGUUCCUGAUCACGGUCAUUGGGCCUAAAUUCGUCUCCUUCACCCUCAUCCCACUCAUUAUUGCAAACGUAUCCGUCGCUUCCUUGCCGCACGAACUCCAGCCCUGGAUUUAUCGGUAUGGUGUGGCCAUGCCAUUCUACAACUGUAACCGGGCCAUCCGGGCUAUCAUCUUCGACACCAAGAACGACCUGGGCCAGAACUUUGGUAUCCUCCUCGCUUGGAUCGUGUUCAGCAUCCUCACCAACUCGGUCACGACGUACCUCUAUAGGCGUAAGGCGGUGAACGAGCAUAUGAAGGACGAUGGUGAGCAGGAGAAGGAUAUCGCCUUGCCCGAUGGGCGCGUCGUGUAA